Molecule: messenger RNA, 4167 nt
Organism: Suhomyces tanzawaensis NRRL Y-17324
Lineage: Eukaryota; Fungi; Ascomycota; Pichiomycetes; Serinales; Debaryomycetaceae
Gene: ADE6
Product: phosphoribosylformylglycinamidine synthase
Exons: 1
Coding region: 49-4056 (1335 amino acids)
Biological process (GO): 'de novo' IMP biosynthetic process
Molecular function (GO): phosphoribosylformylglycinamidine synthase activity
Source: RefSeq, a predicted model, not a curated record
CAAGUCCGUUAGGAAGCUUAGGUGGCGUCUUCAACUUCCAAUUCUAAAAUGUCUGGAUUCCUCAUUUUGCCGGGUCCUUCUGCUCUCUCCCAGUUCAGAGUCAACAACUUGGUUCUGGAGAUCGAGAAGAAACUCAACCAAGGCUCGAUUGUUGAGGAGGUAGCUUCCAGCUACACUCAUUACGUCUCCACCAAGACUGACUUGACCGACAAGCAGCUUGGAUUGGUGAAAGUGUUGUUGCAGUACGACACUCCUAUCGACACAACCAACGCUUUGGUUGGUGCUUUGGCUGAAUUGUCUGUUAUCAGUGGUGACUCAGCGGCUGCCUCCAUCAAGCUCGACUCCCAUCACCACUUGAUCAGAGUGUUACCAAGACCGGGCACUAUCUCGCCAUGGUCGUCCAAGGCGACUGAUAUUGCACACAUCUGCGGAUUGGGUGAUCACAUCGAAAGAAUCGAACGUGGGUUGACCUUGUUAAUCAAGACCAAGACUUCCUUCCAAGGUGAAUUCUCUGGUGAAGUGUUGACUUCUGUCUACGAUAGAAUGACCCAAUCGUUAUAUUUCAACGAAAAUGCCCCCAAAUACGACGACUUGUUCGCCCACCACUCCCCCAAGCCUUUGGUUCACGUCGACAUCAUCUCCGACACUUCCAACUUGACCAAGGCCAACAAGGAGUUGGGUUUGGCUUUGGAUGAAGGCGAAAUCAACUACUUGAUCAAGGCUUUCACCGAAACCAUCGGAAGAAACCCCACCGAUGUCGAAUUGUUCAUGUUUGCCCAAGUCAACUCGGAACAUUGUCGUCACAAAAUCUUCAAUGCUGACUGGACCAUUGAUGGCUUGAAGAAGGAUUUGUCACUCUUCAAGAUGAUCAGAAACACCCACUCCAAAAACCCCCAAUACACUAUUUCUGCUUACUCUGACAAUGCUGCCGUUUUUGAAGGUCCAGAAGGUUACGUCUUCACCCCAGAGUUCGAAUCUAAAAAAUGGUCUUCCACUAAGGAAAGAGUCCACACCUUAGUUAAAGUGGAAACCCACAACCACCCCACUGCUGUUUCUCCCUUUGCCGGUGCUGCUACUGGUUCUGGUGGUGAAAUCAGAGAUGAAGGUGCUGUUGGUAGAGGUUCCAAGUCCAAGGCUGGUUUGGCUGGUUUCUCGGUUGCUGAUUUGAAUAUUCCUGACUUGACCCAACCAUGGGAAAGGGAUGUUGGAAAGCCAAACCACAUUGCUUCAUCUUUGGAUAUUAUGCUCGAAGCCCCAAUUGGUUCUGCUGCUUUCAACAACGAAUUCGGUAGACCUGCUAUCAAUGGUUAUUUUAGAACAUUGACUACCGAAGUCCAAAACCAUCAAGGCAAGACUGAAAUUAGAGGUUUCCACAAGCCAAUCAUGUUGGCUGGUGGAAUGGGUGCCAUCAGACCAGACUUGGCCUUGAAAGAUACCAAGAUUACUCCUGGCGCUAAGUUGAUUGUUCUUGGUGGUCAAUCCAUGUUGAUUGGUUUAGGUGGUGGUGCUGCCUCUUCAAUUUCGUCUGGUGAAGGUUCUGCUGAAUUAGAUUUUGCUUCUGUUCAAAGAGGUAACCCAGAACUUCAAAGAAGAGCUCAACAAGUCAUUGAUGCAUGUGUAUCAUUAGGCGCUAAAGACACCCCAAUUCAAUCUAUCCACGAUGUUGGUGCUGGUGGUUUAUCCAAUGCUUUGCCUGAAUUAGUUCAUGACAAUGAUUUGGGUGCCAGAUUCGAAUUAAGAUCCAUCUUAUCUUUGGAACCUGGUAUGUCUCCUAUGGAAAUUUGGUGUAACGAAUCCCAAGAAAGAUACGUCUUGGGUGUUGCUCCUGAAAACUUGGAACGUUUUGCCAAGAUUUGUGAACGUGAAAGAGCUCCUUUUGCCGUUGUUGGUGAAGCAACUACCGAGCAAAGAUUGGUUCUCACUGAUUCUUUGUUGAACACCACUCCAAUUGAUUUGGAAAUGUCUGUUUUAUUCGGUAAACCUCCUAAGAUGUCCAAGACUGCCUUAACUCAAGACUUGAAAUUGUCUCCUUUCGCAACUCAAGACUUGCAAUUGCAAGAAUCUAUUGAAAGAGUCUUGCAGUUACCUGCUGUUGGUUCUAAAAACUUCUUGAUCACUAUUGGUGAUAGAUUCAUUACUGGUUUAGUUGACAGAGACCAAAUGGUUGGUCCAUGGCAAGUUCCUGUCGCAGAUGUCGGUGUUACUGCUACCUCGUUGGGUGAAACCGUCUUGACUACUGGUGAAGCAUUGGCUAUGGGUGAAAAACCUACUUUAGCAUUAAUUUCUGCUGCUGCUUCUGCCAAGAUGUCAGUUGCGGAAUCAUUGUUGAACGUUUUCGCUGCUGACAUUCCUUCCUUAGAUCACGUUAAGUUAUCUGCAAACUGGAUGUCCGCUGCUUCACAUGAUGGUGAAGGUGCCAAGUUAUAUGAGGCAGUUCAAGCUAUUGGUUUGGACUUGUGUCCUGACUUGGGUGUUUCCAUUCCAGUUGGUAAGGAUUCGAUGUCCAUGAAGAUGAAAUGGGAUGACAAGGAAGUGACUGCCCCAUUGGCUUUGACCAUCACUGCUUUCGCCCCAGUAGACGAUACCUCCAAGACUUGGACUCCACAAUUGGUCAACAAAAAGGACACCCUUCUUGUAUUGGUUGAUUUGGCCGCUACCGUCAAGAAGUCCUUAGGAGGUUCCGCAUUGGCACAAGUUUACAAGCAAGUUGGAGAUUCUGCUCCAACUGUGCACUCUAACCAAGUUUUGAAAUCUUUCUUGCAAGCAUUGGUUGUAUUGCACAAGCAGUUCGACGUUUUGGCCUACCACGAUAGAUCCGAAGGUGGUUUAUUCACAACCGUUGUUGAAAUGGCAUUCGCUGGAAGAUCGGGUAUUGAUUUGAAUGUUGAAGGUGAAGAUUUGUUCACUGAAUUGUUUAAUGAAGAAUUGGGUGCUGUUUUCCAAAUCGAUUCUGACAAGUAUGAAAACUUCGUUAAGGUCUUCGAGACUAACAGCAUUGGUAAGGAGUACAUCAAGGUGGUCGGUAAGCCAAACUUUGAAGCUCAAACCAUCAACGUUAACUUCAAUGGUUCUUCUGCUUAUUCCAACACUCGUGCUGCCUUACAGCAACUUUGGUCUAACACCUCUUAUCAUAUUCAGAAAUUGAGAGACAAUCCAGUUACCUCCAAGCAAGAAUAUGAUGCCAUCUCAGACAACAACGAUCCAGGUUUGUCUUAUCAAUUGACAUUUGAUCCAAAGAACUUUCAAUCUUACCAAGGACAAAGACCAAAGGUUGCAAUUCUCAGAGAACAAGGUGUUAACUCUCAACAGGAAAUGGCUUGGUCAUUUGAACAGGCUGGUUUCGAAGCUUACGAUGUGCACAUGUCUGAUAUUUUGACCGGAAGAGUGCUGUUGGAUCAAUUUGUGGGUUUGGCUGCAUGUGGUGGUUUCUCAUAUGGUGAUGUUUUGGGUGCAGGUGCUGGUUGGGCCAAGUCUGUUUUGUUCAACGAGCGUGCUCGUGCUGAAUUUAAGAGAUUUUUCCAGGACAGAGACAACACUUUCGCUUUUGGUGCCUGUAACGGUUGUCAAUUCUUUAGUAGAAUCGCUGAAUUAAUUCCGGGUACUGAGAACUGGCCAACUUUCGAAAGAAACUUGUCGGAACAAUAUGAAGCCAGAUUUGUGAUGGUUGAAAUUGACGAGAAUGCCAAGACUGAGUCUAUCUUUUUGAACAAGUUGAAGGGUUCCAAGUUGCCUAUUGCUGUUGCCCACGGUGAAGGUAGGGCCAACUUCAAGGAUUCAGCCACCCAAGAAUCUUUCGACAAGGCCGUGAUUAGAUACGUUGAUAACUACGGCAAGGUCACCCAGAACUAUCCAUUCAACCCCAACGGUUCUCCAAACGGUAUUGCUGGUAUCAGCUCUGCCAAUGGUAGAGUCUUGGCCAUGAUGCCUCAUCCAGAAAGAGUCACCAGAAAGGAAUCUAACUCCUGGUACCCUAGUGAGGCUUCACAAUGGGGCGAACAUGGUCCAUGGAUCCAAUUGUUCAGAUCUGCCAGAGAAUGGGUUGGUGACAACUUUUAAUGAUGUAAAAUAUAGGAAAAAAAGAGCUAGCCAUGCUAGUGUUGUAACGAUCUAAUGUAGUUGCUGGCGAUCAGAAUAGGUACUGAAGUAGAUACUUCGAAAUGUAUUGAG